Messenger RNA from Porites lobata, 3541 nucleotides. Lineage: Eukaryota; Metazoa; Cnidaria; Anthozoa; Scleractinia; Poritidae. The record is from the annotation of a GenBank genome assembly.
AUGCAUACGCUGAAGUUUGGUUCGCAAAAGAUCCCCGUUUACUGUCACAUGGGAGACUUUGGAUGCGGAGAUGGAGGAUGGACUCUGGCCAUGAAGAUUGACGGCACAAAGGUACAUUUCUUAAGCGUCACCCCAUGUUUGUGAUAUUGAUAUUAAUUUUCUAAUUUCCGUUUUCAGAAAACUUUUCACUACGAUUCUCACUCGAUUGCCGGCAUCGCCAGCUCGCGCUGGCGGCUGCCAUAAUUUUUCCCGAUCUUGCACAACAUAAAAGAACCUACUCACAUACUCAACAAGCAUCACGCUUAAGGGUUUCACUGCAGUAUAAAGUAAAUUUGAGCCUAAUUCUGAAAAUGCCGUCGUCUUACACCAGUCCCAAGGGCAGAAGGAUUUAUAAUUACUUCUCAAUCUAUGAAGUGAAUUCAACUCUGGAAUUUAACAGAAUUAGAAUACCUACAGCGAGACGACGUUUUCAUAAUGUUCUUGGCGUACUUACCAUUUACAUGGAAAAACCGGAAAUUCCGGUUGGGAAAUCAAAUGGUUCGCGCCAUUCCGUUUGGGAAGCGUCAGAAAAUGUGGGCUGUGAUUUGCAGCGAUGCAAUUUUUCUACUCUUGUUGGUCUGUUCAGCCGAUUUUGAUAUACUCUGUAGCGGGUUGUUCUCCCACCACGUCAAAUUUCAUAGUUUUAUGUUUAUGCACAGGAUUUCCACCCGGGUGGUUUGUAUAAAUAUUAAGCGCCCCUGAUCUCUUCACUCUCUUUAGUCUUAUUUUUGUCAACAAGGAAGUGGUAGAUAGUAGUGACAAUGGUAUCAAUUAUUCUGGAACUCUUUCCUCAGUAGUUUAAAUAUAUCACCUUUUCUUAUAUUCACUACCGUUUCUCAAGUGGCAAAGAUGUUCAAAACAUCAGAAUGCAAGCUUCAAGUAGUUUUCAGUUUUUCUCUAGGAGAGUGGUUGUUGAGAGAGGGAAACACGCGUAAAUGCUGAAAACUUCCACGUGCGAGUAGCAUGACGCACGUGGAGAAGCUGGGUGUGAGUCCAUCUGAUUUUCCCACUCUCGUGGCGAUCUUUCCCUUUUCACGUGUAAGUUUUACAAAAUAAAGGAACUCCGUUGGCAGUCUAACCGAAAACUUUACACCGCGAUAAGUUUAGUAUUAUAAUCAAAGCCUCACUGAAACGACAGUUACCUUCAAACUGAGUGAUCGUUUAUAAUGAACAUUUUACGUCAAAUUCGACCAAAAAUUUACCUACAUUCACUUCACACACGUGAACAACUGUUAUCGAGCAGGCCUCAGUUGUUCAAAAGGAUAACGCUAUCCACUGGAUAAAUCUCUAUCCACUGGAUAGCGCAAUUGGAUUUUCUAAUACUUAUCCGCUGGAUAGUGAUUUAUAGGGAAGAUAGCGCUUCCAAACCUUUGAAAAACUGACACAAGCUGCCAAAGGUCGGUAACUUUACAUUUGUUAAGUGCUGUGACCUAGAAAUGUUUACACAGAAAUCAGACGAGUUUACGAAUAAUUAGUAAAUUAGUCACGAAGUUCCAGCAAGAUAAUUUUCUCGUUUCACUAACAAUAACUUCAGAGCUGAUUAAUGAAUGGAAAUGAAAAAAAAAUUGGUUACCAAUAAUCCAGUACCAUCGAAUCCUCAAAGACACUUAAGUCAAAGUAUUCAUUCAAGACGCUUAACGGCUUCAACAUGCGCUCGUUCGUUUUCCUCGCACUUGCUGUUAUAAUAUCAUAUGCCGCGAAUGGCGCCAAACCGUCAAACUUACGCAAUAACCAAACACCUCUUCCAACAGACUGUAAACAGCUCUCGUCGAAUGUGACUGAAGUCUGCGACAACGCCCUCAAGAAGAUGGAAACGAAGCUGGAAAAACUCAUCGCUAACAAGCUGGAAACAAAGCUGGAAAAGCUGCUCAAACAGAACUUGGAAACAAAGCUGGAAAACCUUACUGCGACGUGCCAGGACGCCUUCAAGAGAGCGGAGUCGAAGCUGGAGAUAAUCACUGCACAGUCUAACAAAACUUUAUUGUCAGGUACAGUGUCUUUCAUAGUAAUUUUUAGAAAGUUUGACAUAUCGGUGAAUUUUGCCUUUUAAUCUAACAAGGGUUUUUUUUGCAGUCAUCUCCACUUCUUGCAAGGAACUGUACGAUGUACACAAGUAAGUUCAUUUCAGUCAAUGCUUAUUUUGCUGUAUUUUAAAAUUUGAGUGAUUCAUGUUUUCAUCCCAGGUUUACCAGCCAUUCGCGCGUUUAGUGGAAAAAAUCGAAACAUAACAAAAAAACGGCGACCCACACAUUACAGAUAGAUGGCACAACAUGAUGACAAAAACAUUAAAUAGUCCAAAUCAUUAAACAAUUUGCAUCAAGAUAUCCAGUAAGAAAAAUCGAACUGUGAACACAAAAAGUAAGAAUUCGAGUCGUAGACUAGACGUUAAUCCAAACUAUUUUCUUUCGCAAAUUUGCCAUAAUUCUGGAGUUCUAUAAACAAUUCCCAACGCAUCGAUGCACUUGAACGCAUGGUGUUUGAUAUUUGAGUACGUUUUCAAUAUCUGACAGAAUUUGAAAUAGACCACAACUUUUAGAGACACGUUCCAUUUGAAUAAAAGGAUUGCUUUGCCUGACGUUGAUUCGCAAAGAGUAAGAACACAUAUUUUAGGCCAUCAAAUGAUUUCUUCUCCAACAGGUUUACGGCAAGUCGAGUGUAUACACUGAAGUUUGGCUCACAAACGAUUCCUGUUUACUGUCACAUGGGAGACUUUGGAUGCGGAGAUGGAGGAUGGACGCUGGCCAUGAAGAUUGACGGCACAAAGGUACAUGUCUUACAAGCAGUACGUCAUUCCAUGUUUGUGAUAUGGAUAUUAAUUUACUGAUUUCCGUUUUCAGAAAACUUUUCAUUAUGAUUCUCACUUCUGGAGCAACAAAAAUCCAUACAACUUUGCCGGAGGAAGGACCAGGUUUGAUUCACAAGAGACCAAGUUGCCAACCUACUGGAACACAGCCUUCUCCAAGAUCUGCCUGGGUAUGAAGAUCGGCCACCAAUUACAGUUCGUUACUAUCAACAAGUACGCUAGUUCGCUGUACUCUCUGAUCGCUGACGGCCAAUAUCGCGCAACCUCACUCGGUCGUAACACCUGGAAGAAGCUGAUUGGUCCACAGGCCUCCUUACAGACCGACUGUAACAAGGAAGGGUUUAAUGCUAUCUGUAGCUGGAAACAACAUUCUAAAGCAAGAAUUGGUAUCACCAGUAACGAAAACGGCAACCAUUGUGACACGUGUGACUCCAGAAUCGGAUUUGGUACAGGAGGAAAUCAUGACGACACAAACACGUGUGGAAAUGAGGCUACAUGGUCACCAGACAACGGAAACAAGCACAUCAAGGCCAUGGGCUACAUCUUGGUUCAGUAGUAAAGAACCCGGAACUUUCCCCGGAGCAUAAAAAUUUUAGUUGUUUAGUUGCGUAAGCUUUCUCAGCUCGGAAGAAAGAAAACCCAUAACGGGACAUUACGUGCCAGUAACAUGUCGGUUAAUUUACGAUGUAAAGAUAGCCU